Pimephales promelas (fathead minnow) is the source of this 2234-nucleotide messenger RNA. The record is from RefSeq and is a predicted model, not a curated record. NCBI's taxonomy places the organism in Eukaryota, Metazoa, Chordata, Actinopteri, Cypriniformes, Leuciscidae.
CUCUCGCCACCGGCUCUCUGCACGUCAGGCCAGUUUUCAUGGCUUCAUCCUAAAGAUCAAGACCUCCAUAUGCUCUGGGAAUGGGAUAUAUCUGAGUGCUGCGGAAUUUCGCCUCACUUUUGGGAGCCGUUAACGGUUAUUUUACGGCACCAUAUUAACAAGGUGCACUGUGGGUAAAAAGUUGUGGUCUACAUUUGCUGGGAUGCUUGGAAGCAACAACCUUGCGUUACUCUGAUGAGCCAUAAAGUCGAAGAAAAAGAUCUUUGAUAGAUUAUCUCUCUGACAUAUUGGUACCGGAUCGUCUUUUGGACAUAAUUUGCACGUGUUUCCCCCGAGGAGACUUACCGUAAGGGCAGAUUGGAUGCAUUUGUCACUGGAUACGAUGAACAUGGUGGACGAUGGCUGCCUCUCGUCGGACAACUAUCACGACCUGGGUAAAGGUGGCGCCUCGGGCAUGGCAGGCCGCGUUCACAGCAUCGACGUGAUUCUGGGCUUCAGUAAAGACCAGGAUCCUCUGCUCAACCCGGUCGGGCCUGGCGACACACACAAAGUAGAUGGAGUGGACCUGGGAGAACAGGAGAAACAAGUGACCUCUGACCCCUACGGUCACCUGCAAAGUCUUCCGGACAGCUCACAGCAGUCAGCGUAUCACGAUACUGGGCUUUUCUCCACGGAGAAGUGUGGAGAUGCAGAUUUGGGAGAUCCACGGAGCAAUGUGGAGAGUGACAGCCGUUCCCCGGAUGCCCCGGAUGAGGAUCAACCUAAAAAGAAACACAGACGCAACAGAACCACGUUCACCACCUAUCAGUUGCACGAGCUGGAACGAGCCUUCGAGAAGUCCCACUACCCGGAUGUGUACAGUCGAGAAGAGCUGGCCAUGAAAGUCAACCUCCCAGAAGUCCGAGUUCAGGUGUGGUUCCAGAACCGGCGUGCAAAAUGGCGGCGGCAAGAAAAAAUGGACUCUGGAAGCAUGAAGCUCCACGACUCUCCCAUGCUGUCCUUCAACCGACCCACUAUGGCUCCCAAUGUGGGUCCCAUGAGUAAUUCUCUACCCCUGGACCCCUGGUUGUCCUCUCCGCUCUCCAGUGCCACUUCCAUGCACAGCAUCCCGGGCUUCAUGGGACCGAGCCAAAGCCUCCAGCCCGCAUAUACAGGCCACCCAGGCUUUCUGAACUCUUCUCCAGGAAUGGUGCAGGGAAUGCAACCAAUGCCACCUCCUCCUUACCAGUGUUCCCCAGCAUUUAAUGAUAAAUACCCGUUGGAUGACGUAGACCGCAGUUCUAGCAUUGCAGCUUUGAGGAUGAAGGCCAAGGAGCACAUUCAGUCCAUGGACAAAACCUGGCAACCCAUGUAACGGGGAAAGGGUGAACAUUACAUUAUUUUAUUGGGAUCUCAAUGGGACAUGAUGCAUUUUUUGUAAAUUGUUUUUUAGGAAUGAUCAGCAUCAGAUCAUUAGGAUUAGGGUUCAGCCAAACGCAAUGAAGCGACGAGGAAAAUUAAAAGAAAUGUGAAUUUAAUGACCUUUACGUUUGAGGAUAUCUUCGUAACAAUUACACCUGGAGUCUGACCUGCUUGGCACGUUGGAUUUGAAAUCAUUUGGCAACAAAGCACGGACAUUUUGGGAUUGUAGAGUUUCUUACCUCUUGCGUGCAGAUGUCAAGCUCCUUAGGAUUUUGGGUUUCAGUCGGUGUCGAGCGUCUCUGGUGAUCAUUGAGCCAGAUUGAGGACUUGCAAUGGCAAGUUUGGCACAUUGGCUAAUUUAACCGGACAGUGCAGCUCAGGAUACCUCAAUACCUGUUCAGAGGUUCAAUUCAUAUUCUACCAUCCAUGGGGAUCGAUUAGAAGAAAUCACUUGAUUUUGAUUUAACAGGUCAAAUAAACCUAGGAACUGAAUGUCUUUUAUUGAAUUGUAACGUUACAUGAGUAGUUGCAUUAUCAAGCCAUGGUGUGAAGAUCAUUUCUAAAUCACUUGCAUUUAGUUCAGCAGUGCCACAAUCCUCUUCAAUCAUAUAAACAAGUUGUGAAAUGUCAAAAACGGUGAAUUUCAUGAAGAAAGUCUGGGCUUUAUUUCAUCCCCAAAACAAGAGAACCUUAUAAGAAAUUAUAUUUUAGAUGAAGAAAAUGUAGCCCUAUUUUAUAAUGUUUUUAAACCCCUUAAAUUCUCAUUACGGUAAUUCUGUAUUUAAUUAAAAUUAUAUAUACUGUAUGCACAUUCUAUAUAAAUAUAAUAGUAA